CCCAAGUCGAACGUCGCUAGGCCAAACCACAUGCACGGAGACGAGUUAUUAAUUAAAGCCACGCUUUCGCUCCGGCUAUGAGAUAUGAUAUUGUGCAACAAAGUGGUGUCGAAUAACUUUUUGCCCCAAUCUUCAAUCAUGCACACGCUCGCGCCGAUCUACCUGUCCUUGUUCCUUUUCUUAUCCUGCAACGCCGCUUCUACAACCGAAAACCCACAGGCGCCUUACACCCCAGCUGAUCAUCUUUUCCUGGACUGUGGUUCAUCCUCCAGCCAAACUUUCGAUGGACGAUUUUGGAAAGAAGAUUCACAAUUCUCUCCUAAAUCAUCCUUACCCUCCACCGCCACCGAACAAAGCCCUUCGGUUCCCGUCAUCCCUUACACGACUGCUCGCAUCUUUCACUCCGUCUCCACCUACUCCUUCUCCCUCUCACCUGGUCCAAAGUUCCUCCGCCUCUACUUCUACCCUGCUACAUAUCACGGGCACGAUAAAACCAACUCCUAUUUCUCUGUCAUGGCCAAUGGUUUCACGCUCUUAAACAAUUUUAGUGCCUUCCUCACUGUUUCCGCACUGGGAAGUGCAAAGCUCGUUAAUGAAUACAUCGUCAACGUGCAAACAAAUCAGAGGCUCAACGUAACUUUUAUUCCAUUGCCAAACUCUUACGCCUUCAUUAACGGAAUUGAAGUCGUUUCUAUGCCCGGCUACCUCUACACUGGUCGUAGAGAAGACGCCGUCACCUUCAUUGAUGUCAAUGCUAUCCUCGAUAAUUCCACUGCUCUUGAGACCGUUUACAGGUUAAACGUCGGUGGAAAAGAAGUCUCGGGUAAAGAAGAUACUGGCCGAAUGUUCCGUGAAUGGAAACAGGACGAGGAAUAUGUUUCUGGCGUCGCUGGGACGACGCCCAUUAACACCAGUUUUAAGAUUCAAUACACUGCGGACACGCCAGCCUACACGGCGCCGGAGAUAGUUUACACUACCUUCCGUAAAAUGGAUAGAAAUCCUCAAGUCAACCUCAAGUACAAUCUCACGUGGAUCUUCCCUGUCGAUGUUGGAUUUCUUUAUCUUGUUAGGCUCCAUUUCUGCGAGCUUGAGCCGGAGGUUACGGAACCGUAUCAGCUAGUGUUUACAAUAUACAUCAAUAAUCAGACGGCGGAGUCUCAAUUCGACGUGAUGUACUGGAGUAAGGGUAGGAGAAAGAUUCCUGUCUACAAAGACUACGUGGUAUGGGUGCACAAUGAAAGACAAGGCAAGCAAGAUUUAUGGCUAGCGCUUCACCCUAACAUGGGAUCAAAACCACAAUAUGCUGACGCAUUUUUGAACGGUCUAGAAAUAUUCAAGUUGAACCAAUCCAAUGGUGGUCUCGCCGGGCCGAACCCUGACCCGUUACAGAUGACACCUCCGCCAAUUUCAACCGGAAACAGAGCAUCGAUAAAGUCCAAAAGUAAUUGGGCACUAAUAAUUGCAAUCAUUGGCGGGGCAGUUACUGGCGUAGCUCUACUCGCCAUUCUUGGUUUCUUGACCAUUCGGCUGACUAAGAGAGCAACGGCCUUGGGCUCCGCCGGUGGUUAUUCUUGGCGGAGUCUACUUUGUUCCACUACGACCAAGUCAACCAAGACGGAAGGCUCAUCUUUACCGUCAGAUUUAUGUCGUUGCUUUUCAUUUUCUGAAAUCAAAGCCGCCACAAACAAUUUUGACGAUGUUUUGAUCAUCGGGGUUGGAGGAUUCGGAAACGUGUACAAGGGGUACGUUGAUGAUGGGACCACCCAAGUUGCAAUCAAACGGCUGAAAUCAGGCUCCAAACAAGGAUUUCACGAGUUCGCGACCGAGAUUACGACGCUCUCCCAGCUACGACACCUCCAUCUGGUGUCUUUGAUUGGCUACUGCAACGAUGACCACGAAAUGAUACUUGUUUAUGAUUACAUGCCUCGUGGGACCCUUGGCGAUCAUCUCUACAACACCGAUAAUCCUCCUCUAUCGUUGAAGCAACGGCUCCAGAUCUGCAUCGGUGCGGCACGAGGGUUGCAGUACCUCCACACCGGUGCAAAGCACAUGGUCAUUCACCGAGACGUGAAGACGACGAAUAUCCUUUUGGAUGAGAAAUGGGUGGCCAAGGUUUCUGAUUUCGGCCUCUCCAAAACCGGACCAACUAGUGUGUCCAGCACCCAAAUAAACACGGAGGUCAAAGGUAGCUUCGGGUAUUUGGACCCGGAAUAUAUCAGACUUCAGAAGCUGACUGAAAAGUCCGACGUAUACUCGUUCGGCGUAGUGUUGUGUGAAGUACUGUCGGCAAGGCCACCGAUUUUUCGUGCGGCCGAGAAGAACAAAGUGAGCCUUGUAGAGUGGGUCCGAGAAUGCUAUAACGGCGACAUGCUUGAUCAGAUUAUUGAUCCUUUUGUGAAGGGAGAGAUCACACCCGAGUGUUUGAAGAAGUUUGUGGAUCUCGCAGUGAGUUGUUUACUAGAUGACGGAAGCGAACGGCCUUCUAUGAACGACGUCGUGGGGAGUCUUGAGUUUGCAUUACAACUGCAGGAGAGCGGCAAUGAUAUCGGCCGUGGUGGGGACACAAAGGGACCCCUCGUUCAAAAGUUCGGGAUAAGUGAUAGCGAUGACAUGCUUACUUCUUUUAGCGAAGGUUUAUUCAAUGCAGUGAUGAUCAGCAGCAAUCUGACCAAUACAAGCAGUACUGGAGACGGCAGUUUGUCUACUAAGGAGUUCAGUACUUGCUCCAUGUCCGGGAGUAAUACUCAUGUGUUCUCUGAGCUUAUGGAUGGGAAUGCGCGAUAGAGGAAUAAUCGUUGAAAUUCCUAGCAAACCUAAGAAAAGUAAUUUAGCUCGAGGGCAGAUCACAUGGGAAAGGCCCACGUGCGUAUGUCAUUUCUACGUGGAAUGGUGUAGUUCUAUUUAUUUUACGAGUUUUAUUUUCGGUAGUAUAUCUUGGAGACUUGGACCGGAGUUGCUGUACUUGCUUCGUUGCUUGUUUCAUUGUUAUCAUUUGGAGUCCAAAUUUAGUAAGAAUUUAGAUGUGAACAAUGAUCA
Molecule: messenger RNA, 3036 nt
Organism: Carya illinoinensis
Lineage: Eukaryota; Viridiplantae; Streptophyta; Magnoliopsida; Fagales; Juglandaceae
Product: receptor-like protein kinase FERONIA
Exons: 1
Coding region: 85-2784 (899 amino acids)
Biological process (GO): protein phosphorylation
Molecular function (GO): ATP binding; protein kinase activity
Source: RefSeq, a predicted model, not a curated record